AUGUGUCAUGCCUGGUAUCUAAAUCUAUCUCUAUAUCUAAAAAUCUAUCCCUCUAUAUCUAUCUAUCUCUAUCUAUCUAUCUCUAUAUCUAUCUCUAUGUCUAUCUAUAUUGUUGUCUUUAAACAUUUUUUUUUUUUUUUUUGCUUCUAUGAUACAUUCCGGAUUUUUAUAGAACAAUGCCGUGUUGAUGGCAUUUCACCUGAGGUAGAAGCAAGAUAUCGCCGAGAAGGUGCUCGUUUCAUUUUAGAUGCUGGGACAAAAAUGGGAUUAAGAUUUGAUACAUGUGGAACUGGCGUUGUCUACUUUCAUAGGUUCUAUAUGUUUCAUUCUUUUCGUGAAUUCCAUCGAUAUGUAACAGGAGCAUGCUGUUUAUUCCUUGCUGGGAAGGUUGAAGAAACCCCAAAGAAAUGUAAAGAUAUUAUUAAAAUUUGUCAGUCUCUUUUGACACCACAACAAUUUGCUGUGUUUGGAGAUGAUCCAAAGGAAGAGGUCAUGACUCUUGAAAGAAUUCUUUUGCAAACCAUCAAAUUUGACCUUCGCCUUGAGCAUCCUUACACUUUUCUUCUUAAAUUUGCCAAAAUAUUGAAAGGGGACAAACACAAGAUCCAAAAAAUGGUUCAAAUGGCUUGGACGUUUAUCAAUGACCAUUUGUGUACAACACUGUGUCUCCAGUGGGAAGCCGAGAUUAUAGCUGUGUCCCUUAUGUAUCUUGCUAGUCGUCUAUCCAAAUUUGACAUCCAAGAUUGGGAAGGAAAACCUCCUGGCAGUCGGAUGAAAUGGUGGGAAUGGUUUGUCGAGGGUAUUACCAUGGAAUUAAUGGAAGAUAUUUGCCAUCAAGUUCUUGAUUUAUAUUCAACAAGUCCUCAAAAACGUGAGGAAUCUCCUCCUAUGAUCACUCAACGUCAAUCUGGUACCAACAGUAGCAACUCUGCCGUGUCCAGUAAAUCACCACAGAUGACAGUCACAAAGAGAAACCGGACAACACCUUCAUCACCAAUAGAGCCACCAAUGAAACAAAACAGAAGUUCUUCCAGAAAUGAUGCUGCUUCUUCUUCAUCCUCAUCCUCUUCAAGUGAAUUAGCUGUCAAUGACUGCAGCAGCAAUAAUAAAAGAAGUUCUGUUACUAACACGCAGCAGCAGCAGCAGCCACCAUCAGCACCAUCCACAACAUCAAAAACACCACCUCCAUCUUCAUCUGCUUCUUCUGCAUUUUCUAAUCCUACUGGGCCAGUUACCUCACAGCCACCCCAACAACCACCACCACCACCCCAGCAACAACAGCCACAGCACACUCAGCAGCAGCAGCAAUCAUCACAACAGCAGCAAAUAUCUGCUCCCAAGAUUGGUCAACCAAUUGGUCCUAUCACUGGUCAAGGAAUUGUUAACCAGUGUUCAAAUAGUGACUCCCAAAAUCUCGACUAUCCAACAAACAAUGACACUUUUUCACAGUACAAUCCUUACAUGCCAUCUCAGAUGUAUUCCUCUUCAUUUAUGUCUCAUGAGGGGACACAAAACAUUCAAUCUCUUAUCAGCCAGAGUCGCCCAUCCCAAGUGACUGACCUGCAUACUACUGCACCUCCUCCACAAACUGGGCUUGUUAAUCCUCCAACACCCCAGUACCUUCCUCCUCCUCCUGGAACCAACUACCAACCUCCACCUCCCUUUCCUCCCCAGCCAACUGCUCCUGGAUAUCCCCCCACUUCAAGACCAUACCCACCCCCACCAAGCAACCUUCCACCCCAAGAUACUAAUAUAUAUCAAUAUCCACCACCUGGAACCUAUCCUCCCCAACCAGCUACUGGUGCUGCUCCUACUACCGGACCACCUCCACCACCACCAACACUUCCAGGGAGUUACCAAGCUCCUAACUACCCUCCACCACUGCAGUCUGGGUAUCAACCAAACUAUCCACCACCACCCCCAGCUCCAACCCCAACCUCCCAAGGAACUUAUAAGGUAGUGAACACAGGUACAACUACAACUCCUCUGUAUCAACAGCCAAUUCCCCAUUAUCCUCCCCCAACAGGAUACACUGCUCCUCCUCCACCAGCAACCACAAGCCCUAGUAGACCACCACCCGCUAGAAACACUCUAACCCCUCAACAAACAAAGGUAAACCCUAACCCCAAUCCAGGCUUACCCACAGUAAGAAUUACUGGUCGACAGAACAGAAGGUAG
Molecule: messenger RNA, 2178 nt
Organism: Acanthosepion pharaonis
Lineage: Eukaryota; Metazoa; Mollusca; Cephalopoda; Sepiida; Sepiidae
Source: the annotation of a GenBank genome assembly